This is a messenger RNA of Xiphophorus maculatus (southern platyfish), 3470 nucleotides long. It is a transcript of the gene aplf, whose product is annotated as aprataxin and PNKP like factor. Gene Ontology annotation, biological process: double-strand break repair. Gene Ontology annotation, molecular function: 3'-5' exonuclease activity; DNA-(apurinic or apyrimidinic site) endonuclease activity; protein binding. The record is from RefSeq and is a predicted model, not a curated record. Lineage: Eukaryota; Metazoa; Chordata; Actinopteri; Cyprinodontiformes; Poeciliidae. Gene Ontology annotation, cellular component: nucleus; site of double-strand break.
UACUGCGCAUGCUCUCCUGGACCCCGGAAGUUUUGAAUCUGAAAGUUGUUGUCCCGUGGAGCUAAAUUGUUUUCAUUUUUGAUUUUUCCAACUGUAUAUUCUUUAAACUCAUUUCUUCCGACAAGUCCUCCAGAAUCGGACUUUAAAACCUUCCGCUGUCUUCCGGCUGAGUGAGCAGGCAGCCGGGGACCGCCGCUCUCUGUCCCGCCCGGAGCAGAGCCUCAUGUCCGGCUUCGGCCUGGUCCCGGUGGACGGCGGGGAUCUGGUCCCGCUGCCGCCGGGUGAGACGGUGCUGGGCCGGGGUCCCUUCCUCGGGGUCAGUGACACCAGAGUUUCCCGCCGCCACGCUCUGCUGGAGAACCUGGACGGACAGCUGCGACUCAAGCCGACCCACAUCAACCCGUGUUUCCUCCUGUCGUCCCCGAACGAUGACCCCCGACCCUUGGAGAGGGGCUCCUGGCACCGGCUUCACCCCGGAGAUCAGUUCUCUCUGCUGCCGGGUCGCUUCAUCUACCGGGUGGCGCCCAGGUACCCGCCUCCCAGGCGUUGUCAUGGUGAUGGUGGGGCGUGUCACUACCAGGAUGAGGUUAACUAUAGCGGUGCUUUGUUCUCAUGUCCUGCUGCAGCUCUAACUGCGUCUCCGUCUCUCUGCAGAAACAGUCAGAAGUUUGAGGAAGAAGACGGAGCUCUUCCCCUUCCUGCCGGGUCCGAUGCGGCGGCUCCUCUGCUGGUCAGACCGGGUCAGGAACAGACUUCCUGUCCAGACAAGAACCGGCACAGCAGCGAUUUCAGGCAGGAAGUCUCAACUCCACGUCUGGACGGCGUUCAGAGCGACGAGGCUCCGCCUCCUCCCAGGAGGCGGGUCUUACCUGCCUGGAUGAUGGCGGCUGCUGCGGCUUCAGCCUCCAAAGGCGUGAAGAGGAGUAAACCUGCUGCCUCUCAGGCCCCGCCCACUUUAUCCCCGCCACCUGAGGGGGCGGAGCUCCGUGAGGAAGGCGCCGAGAGGCCGAGGAAGAAGAGUCGGGCGAUGAGCAGCGAGGAAGAAAUCCUCCCAACACAAACAGAUGACCUCUGGGAUGAGUCAACCUCCAGAGGUCAGAUCGUACCCACCAGGUCAGGGGUCAGCUCUGCGCCGUCCCGCAGCGCAGCAGCUGAGAAAUCACAGCAGGAGGAGAAGAAGACCCGGUCUGGAGUCAGAACCGCUUGUCCCUACGGGAAGGACUGCUACAGGAAGAACCCGCUUCACUUCCAGGAGAGCAGUCACCCUGGAGACGCCGACUACGAGGAAGAGGAGGAGGAGGAGGAAGAGCGACCGGAGUGUCCAUACGGCGCCGCCUGCUACAGGAAGAAUCCUCUCCACCGGAAGCAGUUCAGACACACGGAGCGACCCGUCCCCCGCUCCGCCGACGAUGACCCCGACGAUGACCCCGACGACGACCCCGACAGCUUCAUCAGCGACGACUCAGGCGACGACUCGGACUACGAGCCGCAGGACGACCUGCAGCGGCAGAACGAGGCUAAGGCCUUCCUGAGGAAGAGGAGGAGGUAGAGGAGGAAGAUCGGGUCACAUGACCCAUCCGGCUGAAACUCUGAUCACCAGCCUGAUGACAGGAAACACUAAAGGAGGGGGGUUUUCAAAUUAAAAGCUGUAGGUGUGGAGCCGGAAGCAGAAAAGGGAAAUAUUUUUAUUUAUUAAUGUUUCUGUUUUUUGUCCAGCAGUUUUAUUUCUGAUGCUUUUAAUGUGAAAACAUCAGGAAAUGUGAAACGAGAAUCAAUCUUUUAUUUUUAAACGGUUUCUUCUUUACUCCACUUUUUAUUUUUAAAUUAAAAGCUAAUGGGUGGGCUUUUAAUUUGAAAAGACAUUUAUUUAAAGAAGAAGCAGCUGAAGCUGUGUGACAUAAUCACAAGAAAUUUAGUUUAACAUGACUUUUAUUGUGAAAGGUCAGAGUUGAACAAAAUAAACAUUUCCUGACUUUAAGCCUCUAUUUAUUUUUCUUUCACAAUAAAAGUCUUGCCAGAUUUGAUUGGCUUUUAAUGUGAAAAAUGUAAAAAGUUUCUAAAAGUUAAAGUUGGAUGAAGACUCAUAAACUGGACUUCUAUCAUUUUAGUUUUUAUCUUAAAUAAAUCUGGAUUCAUUUUUAUUUCUUUAAGCUCUUAAAAUGUUUUAAAUCAAAAUAAAAACUUUUUUUUUUCUUCCGGCGUCUUGUUUGAAGUUGACCAUAAAUAACAGAAGUUUUAAUUCAAGCGAUAAAAUCCACAUCAGACCGAACUGGACCGCCAUCAGAACCGGGACCAAAGCGGAACUGUUCCUCCGCUGCUGGCAGGGUGCGGAGAGCGGUCCAGUUAAAGUCCGUGUUCCUGUAAGGGGGAAUUUUCCUGCCAUAAUUCAAGAGCACACAUGUUCAUUUUGAAAGCAGCACUUCAUGUCUUUCUUCUUAAAACUUGUGUCACAAAACUUCUCCUGGAGCUCACUCUGCUCGCUUACAAAACAUGGAACAGCCUUAGGCGCCUGGCAACCUCUCAGCCAAUAGACUGAAAGAGUUGUGUGGCGUGCCUUGUGGCUACCAUCAAUUGUAGCAACUUGCGAAACCCAGUGGAUGUAGGGAGAAACAACGAUGUCAGCUUUCUGCCCCAUAGGUCACUAAACAUCCUCCAGCAGAGCUUUGGUAGGUGACUGAUCGCUAACAGCUACCAAUCGCUAACAGCUACCGAUCACUAACAGCUACUGAUCACUAACAGCUACCAAUCGCUAACAGCUACCGAUCACUAACAGCUACCAAUCGCUAACAGCUACCAAUCACUAACAGCUACCGAUCACUAACAGCUACCAAUCGCUAACAGCUACUGAUCACUAACAGCUACCAAUCGCUAACAGCUACCGAUCGCUAACAGCUACUGAUCACUAACAGCUACCAAUCGCUAACAGCUACCGAUCACUAACAGCUACCAAUCGCUAACAGCUACCAAUCACUAACAGCUACCGAUCACUAACAGCUACCAAUCACUAACAGCUACCGAUCACUAACAGCUACCGAUCGCUAACAGCUACCGAUCGCUAACAGCUACCGAUCGCUAACAGCUACCGAUCACUAACAGCUACCAAUCACUAACAGCUACCGAUCACUAACAGCUACCGAUCGCUAACAGCUACCAAUCACUAACAGCUACCGAUCACUAACAGCUACCGAUCGCUAACAGCUACCAAUCGCUAACAGCUACCAAUCGCUAACAGCUACCGAUCGCUAACAGCUACUGAUCACUAACAGCUACCAAUCGCUAACAGCUGCUCCAUCCUUGUUGUUUAUUGAUCUGCCUUUUCAAAUUAAAAGCCCUGCCAGAACCAAAAUGUUCUGAAUUGAUCUCAGAUUAGAGAAAUAAACCAUGCAUCUCAUAAAAACUCCUGAUUUGAUCUAAAUAUUAAUAAAUGUUCUGCUUUAUAGAAACUGUUUCAGUUUCCUUUAGGAGAAAAU